UGCACCGGAAGUUGAAACCCUUGAACAGAGUAUGCAUGACAUGAGUAUUGUUGAAGAGGAGUUGAAUGAAAAUGCCUUCAAUGACCCCAUGAAUAGUGUGAUUGAUUUGGAAGAAGAGGGACCCUCAUUUCAUGGUUACCUGGACGACAGCUCUGAUGAGGAAUACCUUCCAACAAUUUCAUUGAGAAUUGGUGGUGCAAUGAAGGGAGCACAGGUAAUUGACAAUCUGCCAACUAUUGGGAUUGAUGAGACUGUGCAUGAUCUGCCUGCCCCUGAAGUCCCUCUCGAUGAGCCCUUGAGUCUCGAGCUGCCGAUUUUGCCAGGCCCUCAGAAGAUGCACUGGUGUCUUGAGGACUGGUUUAGUGUGUGACAGUGUUGCCCCAUUUUCAACAAACAUCGGCAUCAGGGGCACUGCAAUGAGUGUUGAAUGGAUCUGCCCCAAUGGACAUUGCCUAUGGCGGUGGAAUUCACAGCCUGUGUUGAAGUUUGGCAUGCAGGCUGGGGACUUUCUUCUUUCCACUAACAUUUUACUUUCUGGAAACAACUACACUAAAGUUGCUCUCCUAUUUAAAUUCAUGAACAUACAAAUGGUAAACACCAACACACACUACACCAUCCAGGACACCUACUGUGUUGACACUAUUAAAGCUUUUUGGGAAGAGAAGAGGUCUGAAUCCAUCAGCCGAGCAAAAGGGAAAGAUGUUGUGCUCCUAGGUGAUGGCAGAAAUGACUCACCAGGGCAUUCUGCCCAAUACUGUAGCUACACAACCAUGGAGCUUGACUCUAAGGAAAUCAUCCAUGUGGCCACUAUAGACAAGCGGCAGACCAACUGGAACUCCAACAUCAUGGAGAAGGAGGGUUUUAUCCAGACAGUGGACAAGCUUACGCAAGAGAUCAAGGUAGUGGAGUUCUGCACGGAUGCUCAUGUUUGGAGCCCUUUUGAACCCAGAUAAAGGAAAAUAUAAGGAUCUGAAAAUUCACCACAGCCUGGACAUGUGGCAUGGUGCCAAAAAUUUGUGCAAAAAAAUAGCAACCGCGGGAAAGGUGAAAGGACAGUCUAUUCUCCUUCACUGGCUGAGGGAUAUAGUUAACCAUUUCUGGUGGUGCUGCAAGACGGCAGAAACAUUUGAGCAGUUUCUUGCACUUUGGAUUGGAGUUCUGCAUCAUGUUUGCAACAAUCACACCUGGGAAACAGGAAGCUGCCAACACGACCACCUUGAAGACACUCAGGAUAAAGAGUGGAUUGAGAGAGAUUCAAAGAGCCAUAAAGCGCUUGUGGAGAUCGUCCUCAACAAGCGUUGGCAGAAGGAUGUCCACAAGUAUCUGCGCUUCAGAUCGACAGCACAUCUCGAGUCUUUUCAGAAUCACAUUCUGAUGUAUGCCAGCAAGCGCCAGGCCUUCACUCCCCGAGUGUAUGACACGAGAGUUGUGCUUGCAGCCCUGGACUACAAUUUCCACCGGGAACGACCGGCAUACAGGACGGCUGAGGGCCAACAAGUUUAUAGGAAGAAGUACAAUAAAAAUGCCAGAAGAUAUAGCCUUUACACCAUGAAGUGUACAAAAUCAUAUGGUUACAUCCCUGAGAUACAAGCACGCAUCUUGAAGGCGAGAGUCACAAGUGGAAUUGGGAUGCCGCGAAAGAGGUCCCUAAGAGCAGAUGACCCAAGGCGUCUUGGUGUUGUGCCACCGAUACCGCCAGGGGCGGAGCUACAUGGUGGCCAGGGGGGGCCACGGCCACCAUUGGAUCUACCUUCCAUGCGCCCAUAA
Messenger RNA from Pimephales promelas (fathead minnow), 1767 nucleotides. The record is from RefSeq and is a predicted model, not a curated record. Lineage: Eukaryota; Metazoa; Chordata; Actinopteri; Cypriniformes; Leuciscidae.